CAGUGGCUCGUGUUGGCCUUGUUGGUUGGAUACGAAACCAUUGCCGUUUUCUGGCUCAGAGCGGUUUGUUUGCUCGCGAGCGGAAUGCAGAAAACCGAGUUUUAAAUGAAUUACUGAUCGGUUAAAUGUAAUACCCAUCGGAGGGCCGCCAAAAAGCAGCAGUCGAACAUUAUUUUUGAGAAAGUGCACGCGAAAUAAGGAGCGGAAAACCGUGGAAAAGGGUGGUGAAAAGCGAGCGUAGGGAGCUGGAAAAAUUGCAUUGCCUUCUUUCGGGCGCACAAAGAAAAUGAGCGCAAAGAUGACGCGCUACAAGCAAACCGAAUUCACGGAAGACGAUUCGAGUUCAAUCGGCGGCAUUCAAUUGAACGAGGCGACCGGCCACACUGGCAUGCAGAUACGCUACCACACAGCGCGGGCCACUUGGAAUUGGCGCUCGAGGAACAAGACGGAGAAAUGGCUGCUCAUCACCACCUUUGUGAUGGCCAUCACGAUCUUCACUCUACUGAUCGUCCUUUUCACCGAUGGAGGCGGCAGCGGAGAUGCGACCAAGCACGUCCUUCAUGUUCAGCCGCACCAGAAAGAGUGUCCUUCGGGAAAUGAGCUUCCCUGCUUGAAUAAGCACUGCAUCUUUGCUUCCAGCGAGAUCCUCAAGUCCAUCGAUGUGACCGUGGAUCCCUGCGAUGAUUUUUACGGAUAUUCCUGUAACCAGUGGAUCAAAAACAACCCCAUUCCCGAGGGCAAGUCCACGUGGGGCACUUUCGGAAAGCUGGAGCAGAUGAACCAGCUAGUCAUCCGCAACGUGCUGGAGAAGCCGGCGAAUAGUUUCAAGUCGGACGCGGAGCGAAAGGCCAAGGUCUACUAUGAGUCCUGCCUGGACGCGGAUGAGCACAUGGAGAAGCUAGGGGCCAAGCCCAUGAAUGAUCUCCUGCUGCAAAUCGGCGGAUGGAAUGUGACCAAGAGCGGCUACAACGUGGCCAACUGGACGAUGGGACGCACCCUCAAGAUUCUGCACAACAGAUAUAACUUUAACUGCCUGUUUGGCUGGGCGAUUGGGGAGGACGACAAGAACUCCUCGCGCCACGUCAUCCAGAUCGAUCAGGGCGGCCUGACGUUGCCCACCGCCGAUUACUACAACAACAAAACGGACAAUCAUCGCAAGGUACUCAACGAGUACAUCGAGUACAUGACCAAGGUGUGCGUCCUGCUCGGCGCCAACGAAUCGGAUGCCCGGGCCCAGAUGAUCGGCGUCAUCAACUUCGAGAAGAAGCUGGCCAACAUAACCAUCCCGCUGGAGGAUCGUCGCAACGAGGAGGCCAUGUACCAUCCCAUGCAGCUGCGCCAGCUGGCCAAACUGGCUCCGUUCCUCAACUGGACGGAUCACUUCGAUAAUGCCAUGCAGAUGGUGGGUCGCCGCGUCACCGACGACGAGGUGGUAGUCGUCUACGCACCCGACUUCCUCAAGAACCUCUCGGACAUCAUCCUCAAGAUGGAGCAGAGCGAAGAGGGAAAAAUCACCCUGAACAACUAUCUCGUCUGGCAGGCGGUUCGCACCCUGACCAGUUGCCUGUCGAAACCCUUCCGGGAUGCCUACAAGGGCGUGAGGAAGGCCCUCAUGGGCUCGGAUGGCGGCGAGGAGAUCUGGCGGUACUGCGUCUCGGAUACGAACAAUGUGGUUGGCUUCGCCGUGGGCGCGAUCUUUGUGCGCCAGGCCUUCCAUGGGGAAUCGAAGCCGGCGGCCGAGCAGAUGAUCGGCGAGAUUCGCGAGGCCUUCAAGACGAACCUGCAGAACCUGACCUGGGUGGACAAGCAGACGCGCGAGAAGGCCAUCGAGAAGGCCAACGAAAUCUCGGACAUGAUCGGUUUCCCCGACUACAUCCUGGAUCCCGUCGAGCUGGACAAGAAGUACGCGGAGCUGAAUAUCACAGCGAAUGCCUAUUUCGAGAACAACAUCCAGGUGGCCAUUUACAAUCUGAAGAGCAACCUGAAGCGGCUCGACCAGCCGGUGAACAAGACCAACUGGGGCAUGACCCCGCAGACGGUGAAUGCCUACUACACGCCCACCAAGAACCAAAUCGUCUUCCCCGCCGGCAUCCUGCAAACGCCCUUCUUCGACAUCAACAACCCCAAGAGCCUGAACUUCGGCGCCAUGGGCGUGGUCAUGGGUCACGAGCUGACCCACGCCUUCGACGAUCAGGGGCGCGAGUACGAUAAGUUCGGCAACAUCAAUCGCUGGUGGGACUCCAAGAGCAUCGAGCGGUUCAACGAGAAGUCCGAGUGCAUCGCCCGCCAGUACAGUGGGUACAAGAUGAACGGACGCAACCUCAACGGCAAGCAGACGCUGGGCGAAAACAUAGCUGACAAUGGCGGACUAAAGGCGGCCUACCACGCCUACCAGCGAACCAAGAGCGACCGGGAUGUGGAUGUCCUGAAGCUGCCCGGCCUGAAUCUCACUCACUCGCAGCUAUUCUUUGUGUCCUUUGCCCAGGUCUGGUGUUCCAGCACCACUGAUGAAACGAACCUGCUGCAGAUGGAGAAGGAUCCACAUUCGCCGUCGCAGUUCCGGGUGAUCGGCACAUUGUCGAACAUGAAGGAGUUCGCCGAGGUCUUCCAGUGCAAACCCGGGAAGCGAAUGAACCCCACCGAAAAGUGCGAGGUGUGGUAAAGGGAGCAGCUUAUUCCCGAUCUCAGAACGAGCCAAAGAUAUAUAGAUAAAGAUCAAGCCAAAGCCAAACAA
This is a messenger RNA of Drosophila takahashii, 2734 nucleotides long. RefSeq names its product Neprilysin 3 (gene Nep3). The record is from RefSeq and is a predicted model, not a curated record. Gene Ontology annotation, cellular component: plasma membrane. Lineage: Eukaryota; Metazoa; Arthropoda; Insecta; Diptera; Drosophilidae. Gene Ontology annotation, biological process: proteolysis. Gene Ontology annotation, molecular function: metalloendopeptidase activity.